Molecule: messenger RNA, 672 nt
Organism: Dujonia railenensis
Lineage: Eukaryota; Fungi; Ascomycota; Pichiomycetes; Serinales; Debaryomycetaceae
Source: the annotation of a GenBank genome assembly
AUGAUUAGAUUACUUACCAGAUUAACUCUACCUGUAGUUGGACUUUCCGCGGGCUACCUCUUAUUUCCAAAAGAAUGGAGGAAAAAUAGUUAUUCGGACAGAAGAUUGGCGUCAUUCAACACAUCGGUGCUCGAGGAGUUAACCAAAACUGAAGAAUUCCAAAAGCUAGCCAAUGAUGAAUCAAUUACAAGAAUAAUAAAGAGCGAAUCGUUCCCACCGCAGCAUCAUGAUAACCAUGUAGGAAGUGGGAUUCUCUUCGGACCCAAUUUGAUGGAGAUAGACCCAGUGCUUUUCAUAAGCGAAAGCACUGGUGAUCUUACAAGUUUUUACCAUUUGGGAUCAGAAUUGAUCAGCCAAGAUGGUCAAAUCCACAACGGGAUAAUAUCUACAAUAUUAGAUGAAGGGUUGUGUUUCUGUGGGUUCCCUCAGCUACCAUCAAAGAAAGGAGUUACCGCGAAGUUGUCAAUAAAUUUCGAAAACCAAGCUCCUCCAAAUAGCACGCUAGUCUUGAGAGCAAAAGUUGUAGAGGCUAAGGGCAGAAAAGUAGUCAUCGAUGGAACAUUGGAAACGUUCCCAUUUGAUGGUUCCAGUCCGGUUCGAAUUGCAAAUUCUAAAUGUGUAUUAGUAGAACCUAAAUGGUUCAAAUACUUUUCAUGGCUCCAAAUUUUCUAG